Messenger RNA from Phialemonium atrogriseum, 840 nucleotides. RefSeq lists its product as uncharacterized. The transcript has a single exon. Lineage: Eukaryota; Fungi; Ascomycota; Sordariomycetes; Cephalothecales; Cephalothecaceae. The coding region runs from base 1 to 840 and encodes 279 amino acids. The record is from RefSeq and is a predicted model, not a curated record.
AUGUCUGAUACCGUUCAAUCCUCUCAAUGCAAUGUCUGCAGUAUACAACUCACAAGAAACGGCUCUCAGCUGACGAAUCAACAGCCUACGAUCGCCGAGACGCCGACCGGCUUCCUCAGCCUCCCCAGCGAGCUUCGAAACGAGAUAUACGAGCUGAUACUCUUGUGCCAAGAGCCGAUCGAUCCUUGCGAUGAAUACAAUCGACGCCAACAGCAGCUUACACUUGGCCUGCUCCGCACGAACAAGGCCGUCCAUGACGAAGCCAGCUCGCUAUUCUACAGCCGGAACCGCUUCGACUUCACCAAUGCCACCCCCGAGGAAGUAUCCUUAUUCAUCGAGAAAAUUGGGAGCAGCAACGCAGGCUGUAUUCGACAUAUCCUUAUCGAAUUUCCGCAGUUUCUCCAUCUAGGCUCUGACGAUGUCACCCUCGUGGAGGACAGCGCCAGCAUCCUCGCGAUCAUUCAGAGCGGCUGCGCCAACUUGAGCACCCUUACGACAUCCAUAGACAGCACAAGCGCUAUGGAGUCUAGGCUAGACGGCCUGGAUAACUAUAAGGUCGCCACGGAGGUGUUGAACCUGGUUGAUGCUCGCUUCAAAGCCAUUUCAUCCCUGCAACAUAUCAUUCUCGAGGUAUACGAGGACGGCCCGAGCGACCAUAUUAGAAGGGCAAUGGAGAGCUACGGAUGGACAAUGAACACAAGAGAAUAUGUGGAGGAAGACGAAGGCUACUCGAUCGGGGGUUUCAGUGACUUUGAGGAUGGUUAUCGCUACUAUGGCGAUGAUUCUGAUGAUUACGACAUUGACAAUGACAGUGACUUCUGGAGGAGGGCUGCGGACUGA